AUGUCCACGCAGAACGAGACAGCGAAACUUUUCAAGAGCUUGCACAAGCCUGGCUCCCCUAUCGUGCUUACAAAUGUGUGGGAUGCCAUCUCUGCCCGCGCUGUUGCCGCCAUCCCUGCCACAAAAGCCCUCGCUACAGCAAGCGCAGCCGUUGCCGCCGCAGCUGGAAUCGACGACGACGAUUUAACCCUCGAUAUUAACCUCCGCGCCAUAGCAGCCAUUGCAAAAGUCGCAAAGGAAUUCAACAAACCGCUGACCGCAGACUUUCAAGAUGGAUUUGGCGAGCAACUUGAAGAUGGAGUAAGACAGAUUAUCCGCAUGGGUGUUGUCGGCAUCAAUCUCGAGGAUCUGGGCAGAGAGAAGGGAGGCUUGUAUACCAUCGAAGAAGCACAGGAGCGUGUGAGAAGAGUCAUGGCGGUUGCGAGGGAGGAAGGUGUUCCUGAUUUUGUUGUUAAUGCACGUAGUGAUUCAUACUUUGCGGGUCAUGGUCUUGACGAUGCGAUUACGCGUGGCAAGGCGUAUCUUAAGGCUGGCGCGUCGAAUGUGUUUAUCUGGGGUGGGCCGACGAGGGAGGGUUGGAGGAGGGACGAGGUGGUCAAGGCGUGCAAGGAGCUGGAUGGGAGAUUGAACGUCAUUUUGGUCACUAUGAAGCCAGGAGGGUUGAGCGUGGGGGAGUUGGGUGAGAUCGGGGUGAGUAGGAUUAGUGUGGGGCCUGGGUUCAUGAAGAGGACGAUGAAGGCUAUGGAAGAAGAGGCGAGGACGAUUUUGGAAGGCGAGGGAGAGUGA
Plenodomus lingam JN3 is the source of this 786-nucleotide messenger RNA. RefSeq lists its product as uncharacterized. Lineage: Eukaryota; Fungi; Ascomycota; Dothideomycetes; Pleosporales; Leptosphaeriaceae. Gene Ontology annotation, molecular function: catalytic activity. The record is from RefSeq and is a predicted model, not a curated record.